Molecule: messenger RNA, 846 nt
Organism: Fusarium subglutinans
Lineage: Eukaryota; Fungi; Ascomycota; Sordariomycetes; Hypocreales; Nectriaceae
Product: ketoreductase
Exons: 3
Coding region: 1-846 (281 amino acids)
Source: RefSeq, a predicted model, not a curated record
AUGGGAUUGACUUGGCUCAUUACCGGCUGCUCCAGCGGGUUCGGCGAAGCCCUCACUCGUCAACUUCGAUCUGCAGGUGAUAACGUCAUAGCUACUGGCCGCAACGCCGAAACAAAGCUCUCACAUCUCAAAGAAACUGGCGCAGCUAUCCUAGACCUUGAUGUUUCGUCCUCUCCCGAGGUCAUCAAGUCUAAGAUAGACAAGGCUUGGAGUAUCUACGAUGGAAUCGAUGUUGUCGUCAAUAACGCGGGGUAUAUCCUUAGCGGGGCAGUGGAAGAGCUGACUCAGGAGGAUAUGGAAAAGUCUUUCCAGGUCAACUUUCACGGACCUAUGAAUAUCACCCGCGCCGUCUUGCCGUACUUGAGGGAGAAGGGAUCUGGAACUUUGCUCUUCGUCGGAUCCCAAGCUGGCUGGCACGCUGACCCCAGUGCAUCAGGAUACUGCGCCAGCAAAUUUGCCCUAGAAGGCGCCGUCGAGUGUCUAUCCAAAGAACUCGCCAUCUUCGCUCCAGGCCUAAAAGUUCUCAUCGUCGAGCCAGGAUACUGCCGCACUCCAGUCUUUAACAAGAUACAGCACGUCGAGGCUCGUGUUCCAGAGUAUGCUCAGUUCAACGAAGCAGUUCGACAGGCCGAGGCAACUUUGACAGAAAGUUCACCGGGAGAUCCUGAGAAGGUUGUUGCGAGGAUGGUUGAGCUAGUCAAGGGCACCGGCAUGGCAGAGGGAAUGAAAGUGCCUUUACGGAUACCCUUGGGGUCGGAUAGUUGGUCGAGAGUGAAGGCCAAGUGUGAAGAAACGCUGGAGAUUUGCCGUGAAUGGGAGGAAUUGGCAAAGAGCGUUGAUAUAUAG